UGCCGAUGAGCUGCUGAGGGGGCGUUGUCGGAAUGGUUCCGAGGCUGUUGGAGUCCGUCCUGCAGUUGACACCGAGAGUGUGACAAGAACGAGUGUCAGGGAGACGGCUGGGCGAGAGCGGCCUCCGCGGGUCUCAUGGUCUAGUAUGGACCCUGUUGCUGUUCACAGCUGCCACCUCCUGCAGCAGCUGCGAGAGCAGCGGAUCCAGGGCCUGCUUUGUGACUGCAUGCUGGUGGUGAGGGGUGUCUGCUUCAAAGCACACAAGAAUGUCCUGGCAGCCUUCAGCCAGUAUUUCAGGAGCCUCUUUCAGAACUCUUCCAGCCAGAAGAAUGACGUUUUCCACCUGGACGUUACAAACGUCAGUGGCAUAGGGCAGAUCCUGGACUUCAUGUACACAUCGCGCCUCGACCUCAACCAGGACAACAUUCAGGUGAUGCUGGACACAGCGCAGUGUCUGCAAGUGCAGAAUGUUCUGAAUCUGUGCCACACAUUUCUGAAGUCGGCCCCUGCAGCACAGCUGCCAGGCUUGCCUUGUGCUGCUGGUUUCUCCCUGCAGAGUGUGGCUCUGGAUGGCACCUGCGCCGUUAGUGAGCACUACCCUCCUCCCUCGCUGCAGGAGUGCCCUGUGGAAGGCCCGCAGGCUAAAGUCCCGGCUGAAGUGAAUCCUCGUGCUCCAUCGGCAGAUUUCAGUCGUCCCACGGAAGUGUCAAAACCAGAUGCUGCAGGCGGCAGCUGCCCAGAGCUGCCCUGCAAGCAGCCCAACCACUAUUACAAACUCAGAACAUUGUACAGCAAGCAGUACUACAAGCAAACUGCCUGCCCCAACCAGGUGCCUGCCGCACAACAGCCGCUCACUCACAGUGCCUCCACAGACCUCGCUGCAGCAGCCUCGCAGCCUCCUGUGGAGGGCCGUCCCGCUGUCCUGGAGACUCCAGAGCACUUGCCUUCCACCUUUGUGGCUCCACCUGUCAGGAACUCUGGCAAUGACUCUGAGGCAGACCCCCUUUCUGAGCCCCCUGCCAAGCAGAUGAGGCUGAAGAAGGCCAUGCACCUGAAGAAACUAAACUUUCUCAAGUCACAGCAGUCGGCUGAGUGCACCUCACACCCUGAGCCAGAUAAUGGCUUGGCCAGGAGGGAGGAGUCUGCUGCUAAGGAAGAUGCAGUGGAGAGAGCUGGAAGCCAGACUGCUGAAGAGAAAGGGAGGGAAGAACUGGGUCCAGAGAGCAGCCGUGAGGAGGAGCUGCCAGGAGCCCCAGCUUCCUGGGAAGACCCGUCCCAGGCUCUCCAGUCCCAGAAACAGUAUGCAUGUGAAUUGUGUGGGAAGCCUUUUAAACACCCAAGCAAUCUGGAGCUGCACAAACGGUCUCAUACAGGUGAGAAACCUUUUGAAUGUAACAUUUGUGGGAAACACUUCUCUCAGGCAGGCAACCUUCAGACUCACUUACGCCGGCACUCUGGGGAGAAGCCAUACAUCUGUGAAAUCUGUGGAAAGAGGUUUGCAGCCUCUGGUGAUGUCCAGCGCCACAUCAUCAUUCACUCUGGAGAGAAGCCACACUUGUGUGACACGUGCGGCCGAGGGUUCAGCAAUUUCAGCAAUUUGAAAGAGCACAAAAAGACGCACACGGCUGACAAGGUGUUUACCUGUGACGAGUGUGGGAAGUCCUUUAACAUGCAGAGGAAGCUGGUGAAGCACCGCGUGCGGCACACGGGGGAGCGGCCAUACAGCUGCCCUGCCUGUGGGAAGUGCUUUGGGGGCUCAGGAGACCUGCGCAGGCACGUGCGUACUCACACUGGGGAGAAGCCGUACAGCUGUGAGGUCUGCAGCAAGUGUUUCACACGCUCGGCUGUGUUGCGGCGGCACAAGAGGAUGCACGGCAGAGCUGAUGCCAGGAGCCCCGUUGUGCUGGGUGAGCUGAGCCGGCCCAUUGAGCCCUCUGACCUGGACAGGUCUCAGAGCUCGGACUCCUUCUCCCAGGAUGUGUCUGUCACACUGAUGCCUAUGUCUGUCAAGCUCCCUGUGCAGCCCGUGGAAAGUUCUGUGGCAGGAUUCGAUGGUCAUUGUACUGGCUCCUACUGUAAGUUACGCUCCAUGCUUCGCCCUCCUAGCAUGAGUGACCAGGACAGACUGAGCCUGGAACCUUCUAAGCUGGCCAAGCCACCGGAGUUGCAGAGCCAGCCGCAGGCCUACGCAUACUCAGAUGUGGAGCCCUCAGCAGGUGUGGAGCAGCCACAGGCCGAUGGCAUGGCUGUGUCCCGCUCUUCCCUGGCCACUCUGGACAACCACUGCACUGAGUCACUGGGCAGCCGGGCACCUUCAGUGACCUACAGGAACUCUGAGGGACAGUUUUUCUCCAGUAUGACUCUCUGGGGGCUGGCAAUGAAGACGCUGCAGAAUGAACAUGAGCUGGAGCAGUGAGGUCUUGUAACACUAGAGAGAACCGUCCCUCCUGCCCAGCCCAGCUCUGCAGAACCCAGGGAGUGGGAGAAAGGCCUGCUUGCCCCUGCUGGUCCCAGGGAGGCCGACUGCAUAGGGCUGUCUAUGUCUACGCAGCAGUCAAGGGUGAGAACAGCUGAUUCACAUUAGUGCAACAGUGCACCUAAUGUCAGCUACUGUACAUUUGGUCCUGUUAUGACAUCUGUAUACAUAAAAUAUAGAUAUUUUUACAUUUUUAUAUGAUAGAAGAUUUUAGUAUCUUAUAUUUUAAAAUAUUUAUACAGAUUCUAUUUGUAUAUUAAACUUAUAAUUUAAUUUGAAUAAAUGAGCUAGCUUUUUCAUAUAAUGUUUUAUAUUUUGUAAAUUUUUCCAGUACUAUACUUUUUUUUUCAGGGUCUCAUCAUGUAGCCCUAGCUAGCCUUGAACUGUCUAAGGAAACCAGGCUGACCUUGAACUCACAGAGAUCCACCUGUGUCUGCCUCUUGAGUGCUGGAAUUAAAGGCAUGUGCCACCAUGCUCAGUUUCCAAGCAUUAUUAAUCUUAAGACCUUAAUACUAUAAAACCACAUAUCAAUGCAGAAGAACCUGGGUUUGAGCCUCAGCACCACCCAAAAAUGUGUCACUGACCUGGCUAUAAGCCUGGAGUCCAGUCAUGUUACCAGCCUGCAGUGGAGGCCUCAGAGUUUUCUGAGCAGCCUGACCUGGCAGCCACUUCUGGGUAGGCCUUAGCCAACUUCUUGGCCACCCAGGAUUUUUAGACUGGCUGGCUGAGAAUAAGAUGAGCCCUUAUAGGCCUGAAGUAGUCUAGCACCCACUGGGAAGUCCCAGUCACCUUCUGCCUUUAAUAGAGCUCCCUGGCUGAGUUUACUUAGUCCCUCAGGCCUGGGGGCUCCUAUGAUGUCCAUAGUACUGUCUCUAGAAUGUCUAAGCAAACAUGAGAAUGGCUACCUUGUAGCACAC
Molecule: messenger RNA, 3393 nt
Organism: Mus caroli (Ryukyu mouse)
Lineage: Eukaryota; Metazoa; Chordata; Mammalia; Rodentia; Muridae
Gene: Zbtb49
Product: zinc finger and BTB domain containing 49
Biological process (GO): regulation of transcription by RNA polymerase II
Cellular component (GO): nucleus
Molecular function (GO): RNA polymerase II cis-regulatory region sequence-specific DNA binding; DNA-binding transcription activator activity, RNA polymerase II-specific; protein binding
Source: RefSeq, a predicted model, not a curated record